Molecule: messenger RNA, 8184 nt
Organism: Penaeus monodon (black tiger shrimp)
Lineage: Eukaryota; Metazoa; Arthropoda; Malacostraca; Decapoda; Penaeidae
Exons: 6
Coding region: 1-8184 (2727 amino acids)
Source: RefSeq, a predicted model, not a curated record
AUGGAGUGGAAAGGACUUUGGAACUACGUGGAAAACCUCAUCCCGGGGAAGUCCCGCUCGCAGGAGAGUGUAGAUCGGGGGGACUCGAACUCGCAGGACUCUGAAGACUCACAGGACACGCCGCCCUCCCCCUGCCGCGGCCUGGCUCGGCACUACCCUGUUAUGUCGGCGCGCAGGGGGGCAGGGGGGAAGCGAGCCUCUGACAGUGAGGAGGACGAAGAGGAAUUCGAAGACUCUGAAGAAGGAAACGAAAGAGACGAGGACGAUGAGGAGGAGAUUGUGACUCGUGAGAAAGCAGUUACGAACGAGGAUGUGGAUGACGACGAGGACGAGGAAGGGGACAUCGACGGCGACGGCGUCUCAAGCUCUCCUUCGGAUUCGAGUGACUUCGAGGACUCGGAAGGCGUCGACACGGAGAUCGAAAACAACACUGUGAGCGAGAACAGCGACAGCGGCAAAAAGGGCAGUGGGGCCUCUACGCCCGCCUCCACCUCGUCCUCCACCGCCUCCGCCUCCAGCUCAUCUUCCUCGUCUGUUCCCACCGCAGCUACCUAUACCAUAUCUACGCACACGGCUUCCGCGCCCAUUUCGAGUUCAUUCACCACCAAUCCUUCCAACUCCACCUGUGGUUCUGCCAACCUCUCCUCGUCCUCCACCUCAGCCUCCACCGAAUCCACCUCCAGCUCCACCAGCAGCGGGAGCGAAGAAAACAGCGCCGACGAGGAGGGACGCGACGGCAGCGAGAGCCCAGAGUCCCCCGCUGGAAACCACAAAACUAAACUCGAAGAAAGCAAAGGCAGUGAUAAAAACGAGGACAAGAACAAAGAAAGAAAAACGAACGGUGAAGUCCCUCAACACGAUCACAGUGAUAGUGACGGUGACCGUGAAUACGACGAAACGGAAAAGACAUGCAAAGACCCAUCUCUAGCCAAGGAGAAAAACCCAUCCGUGGCUAGUGAAAAGGACCCAUCCGUGGCUAGUGAAAAGGACCCAUCCGUGGCUAGUGAGAAGUACUCAUCCGUGGCUAGUGAGAAGGACCCAUCCCUAGACAGUGAAAAGGACCCAUCCCUGGACAGUGAGAAGGGCGAGGGGCAAGAUGAGACAGCAGCCGAAGAAGAAGGGAACUGGGAGAUGACUGAAGGCAAAGACCAGAUAGAAAACCCGAAGGACGCGAAGACAAUCGUGAACGUCGCGAUCUUAGCGGCGGCCAGGGAACGGAAGAAGGACGAGGCCAGGAAGGAGUGCCGGCAGGCGGACGUCAAGGGCAAGAUCAAGAAUCUGGAAGAACACAAAGUCGAGGCGAAUGGGACGACCUGCGGAACGGCCCAGGAGGAGGCGGAGUCGGCGGAGUCGGCGGCGAAUUGGAAGCGUGAGAAAACUGAUGGGGUCGGAAAGAAUAGGAGGAGGCGGAGAAGGAGAGGUGGAAAUAUAGAAAUAGACGAUAAAGAAGCGUCUGGAAAAGAGGUAGAUGAUGGGGAGAAGGUACAUAUAAAAGAAAGGGGCGCAGAAGAAGAAGCUGCGUUGGACGCCAGAAAUGAAGACGGAGAUGAAGAAAGUGCAAAGAAUAAUGAACCUAAAGAAACAAAUGAAGGGAAAGAGGUAGAAACUGACACGGUCAAAGAGUCUGUCCGUAAAAGCACGGGCGAAGACAAAGACAACAACACAGGUUAUCAGAAAGUGACCUGCAGGAGAGCCGAGUCGAAGAAGGGAAGAGGCAGAGGAAAGCUGGAUAAAGGGCGCAGUCAGUGGCUAGUCUCGACAGAGCAGGCAGAAAGAGGAGGGAGCCGAGAAUACGACAGGAGGUUGGAAGUAGCGACGAGCGAAAAUAGCUGUGGCGAGGAGGAAGCAGCGAAGUGCGGAAAAAACGAGAGAUGCGGUCAAGAGUCGCUUGCGGGGAAGACGGAGACUCCCCCAGCAGGCGAGGAGAGCCAGGCAGACUCGGGGAAGGAGAGCGCAGACCUAGACGGCGGAGAGGCGCGGCGGGAGGCGGAGGGAAAUGAGAGACGGGGAGAGCGACUGCUGAGCGAAAAUUCCGAUAACGACGAAGACUUUAGCGCGGAAGAGUUCUCCGACAUCGCUAAGAAGAUCAUGAAAGAGGUGCAGGAGAGCAGGAGCGAGUACAGGAGGCCCCAACCCAAGCCCAGGUCCUUCAGGAGGACUUGGGAGGAGAAGGCGGAUGGGGCCUCCCACGUCACACACACCAUCGAGGAGACCACGUCGCGAAUCCUGGAGAUGUCGUCGGGGUCCAGGAGCUCGUCGCUGACGAGGAAGGAGAUCCUCGUGCGACCCGCCAACGGCGACUCCGAAACGAGGAUAUCCGUGAGCUCUUCUCGAGACACGUACGACCCCUUCUACCACGACAGAACGACCCGUAAGUAUUCCAAGUUUUCUGACAGUACAAGUAGGUUCACAAGGUCGUCUGAGGUGCCUAGAGACCCCUCAAGAUCGAGGGAGGGCAGUUCCGAGACGCUUAUCUCGUGCAUUAAAGGCUCGAAGCUUCUGAAGGCGCAGGACGACGACUCCACUCGCGGGAGCACGUCAGAGGGCGAAGGAGACUCCCCCAGGACGACAGAGCGCGUGAGAAAGCUCUCGGUGACCUUCCAGAACGACGCAAAAUCCCCUCCUCCGCCGACGUCGUCGUCCUCGUCAGAAGCUCUCCUCGAGGAACAAGGUGCUGGUGGUCGUUCUAUCGUCACAUCUUCAUCCGUGACCAGGGGGAACGUGGAACCUGAGCCUGGUGAUCCUAAAAGCUUCGUGGCCGCGGACAUCUGCACGUCUUCCAGAGGCGUUGACGUCGUUGAACAUUUAGCAGUGACUUCCGGUGACGUCACGGAACCAGUUGAUGACGUCACAAACAACAACAAAAGAACACGUAUUUAUUCUAGAAGCAGCUUGGCUUCACAUGACUCUAGGACACCGUCUCAUGAAACUCUAGAAAAUGCAGUGAACGAAAAUAAAGGAAACGACGAAAGUAAGACAGAAAGUGAGCGAAAUUGCGCGGAGGUGAAGGGAAGAGGAGAAGGAAGGAGGAGCGAGUCCCGAGCGCGCCCGAGAGAACAGGAUAGACCCGUCGGCCGUAGUUCUUCCGAGGAUGAUGUCGAUCAGGAUAGCUUGGAGGGACCAUGGUCGACGCCCCAGCUAGCCAAGGUCGUGCAGGAGCUGGUCGUGUCGCGGAAAUUCAGCAUGACGACGGCGCAGGUGAAAAAGCGGCAGCAGAACCUCGGCCGUCUCGACGUCUCCCAGAAGGAUCGAACGGUGAUUUUUGACAGCUCAAGGUUUCCUCGGAACGGAAGCGAUAAGGACUGCGAGCACCGGCAGGAGCGAGAGGCAGGAAAGGGCGACACGCAGGAGGAAGCCAAGGGCGCGCCUAAAUGGGCCGGCAGAACUCGAAGCAACGGCCGGAACGGAGUCGCGUGGCAGCAAACAGCGAGGAAGGGAAGGCGGAGAAAGAGUAUUGAAGGAGACGGGAGCCAGUCGGAGGCGUCGACAGACAGCCAUGCCCCCGGGGAAGAGAGCACUGGCACUCAGGAAGGGCGUCGGCACUUCACUAAACACAGCUGCGUCAAAAUUAGCAAAACGGAGACCAAGAGGAGCGGUGGAGGUGGGCCCAGGGGGAAGUACCUUGCGUGGGCGAACGAAAGCAACAAGGGGGACUCGCGGGGGGCGGGGAACAAGGACGAGAAUAAGGUCAUGCCUUCCCCCAGGAUCGAGAGGAUGUGUCGCUCGCCCCAACUCCACAAAGGCCGCAUGUUUAGCAGCCACAGGAGAGACUCCUCGAGUAGUCGCACGUCCCCAAGGCAGUCCCCCAUAGGGUCACGGUACCAGAGUCCCCCCGGGGCCGUCUCGCCCAGGCUGGGGUCUUCGUCGAGAGUGGGGUCACCCAGACCUGACUCGCCGAGGAUAGGCUCCUCACGCUCGGCCUCUCCGCGAGUGUCUCCAAGGAUCGGCCUGAGAUCUUCACCCACGAAAUUCGUGACAUCACGGACGUCCCCCAUCCCUGCUUCCCCAAGGAUCGUGAAACCUAUCGUGACGUACGGGUGUCAGAGGUCACCCAGACCCACCUCCACCUUCGAUCGCCAAAGAAGCCUAAGUGUGGAUAAGGAUAACCUCAACAAUGCAGAGGACGGCGCCACGACACCGGGUGAGGAGACACUCGGGGGCAUUGCCACAGGGACCCCAAAGCCCUUGAAAGCUUUACGGAGAGAGAUGUCCGACUGCCGCCAGCGCCUGGAGUCCUUCGUGGAGAGCCGGGCGAUGCAGGAGCAGCGUCAACAGCGCUACAUCCUCAUCACCUCCAAGAUGAGCGGAAAACUUGAUUCGGAAAUCAUUCAGUUUUUCGAGUCUCAGCAGCAGAAGCCUCGGGAGAUCCUCAGGAAUGAGAAGGUGCUGCACGAGCACUUCCGGGCGGGCUCCAAGAGCGACCUCCGGAGGGCGUCGGGAUCCAGCUUCCGAAGUAAGUCGACAAGCACGGAGGGCGACAAGUCCUCAGAAGACGCGAAGGAAGGUUCUGAAGACGACGUCACACCCGAGGCAACGCACGACGUCAGCUUCACGAGGGACAUCACGCGCGAGGCCUUUCCCUUCCUGGCGAAAGCGGCCAAGGAAUCACACGAGGAGGAAGGCACUGAGGAAGAUUCUGGUAGGGGACAUAGCAGGCCAGGCACUGAAGGAAAGCUGGAAGGACGGGAAAAGCUGAAGGGUCAGUCAAAAGUCACUGAGAAGGAUGAGAAUGAGAGGAAAGAUCUCCCCGUCGAGGAAGAGGCAAAAGGGAGAAAUAUCCACUUGUAUGACACAGUUGCAGACGAUAAGAGUGACGACGGGGCGACCGUCCUGCCCUCUCGCGACGAGCCUUGCAAUCGCGCGAGCAUUACCGAUCACACCGGAUCUGUGAACACAAUACCUGAUGAUGGUAACUUGAGACCGGGCCAAGGUAACGAUACCAUCGCCGAAGGGGAGGACAAGGAGGAGGAGGAGGUGGAGGAAGAGGAGGCAACGGCCGGAGGGGAAUUAGAUAAAGACAUGAAUAGAGGCGAGACAGGGAAGCGAGAGGAGAGUGUGAACGAAGAUGAUACUAACGAAGAAGGUGGAAGCGACAAAAAGAGAGGUGAAGUAUUGACCGAGGCAUUGAGUACGACAUCGUUGGAGACGGCAGCAUUUGAAGAGGAGGAAAGAGGUAUCCUUGAUGAUGAGAAAAUCGACGUGGAGACACGAGUGAAGAUUUGUGAGGAGACACUAAUUAGCAGCAGGACUGACAAUGUGCUCGUGAACGAAAGCGUGAGGGAAGAGAGGAGGUACGAGGAAGGACCGGCGAAAGUGAAGAAGGGGAUAGUGAAGGAAAUUAUCAUGCAGAAGGAGGAGGAAGCGAAAGGCAAAAUUGGGGAGACGUACAAGACACAACAGGUGUUGCGGCGGGACAUCUCCCCCACCGCACCCAAGGGAAAGGACGAGAUACCGCAAGAUGACACAGGAACCAAGGCCGACGUGGCUCCCCGAAAGUCAGACGCCGACGACCACCCCAGAGUAUCCCCGGAAGGAUCAACGUCGAACAGAGACGCAGCGGCGACGAACGUGGCCGAGGGGGAGGGGGACGAGGAGGACGCCAGUGUAGGAUCGAAGGAAAGCCCGGCGAGGGUCAGAGGCUUUUCUAGUCGCGGCGAAUCGUCGAUAAACUUCGUAUCCCAAAGAACCCUUCUUGAACCUUCGGCCGAGGUGGCAGAAGGGAAAAACGAAAUAAAAGACGCACAGGAUGAGGGGACCGUGAGGAGUCCACUGCUCAGGAGGACAGUGCAGAGUAAGGAAACCCGUACAGUUGAGUUUAACUUCGUUAAGGGCAAAGGUUUAGUGAGGGAAGAAAGAGUAGUGUUUAGAGGUGCAAGGGACUUGCAGGAAGACGCGUCGGACGAAGCCUCUGCGGGUGACAAACAGAUGGAAGCUUCGCAGCCAAAGGAAGAACCCAAAGAGGACGCCGAGGGACAAGAUUCCGAAGAGCCGAGUGUGGAGGAGCCAGACCAGAACGAAACACUGACGGCCGAGGACGAGCGACAUGAUGAUGUUGCAGUCUCUGAGGAGGACAAGAAAAAGGAUGUCUCCUCUGAAGUUGUUGUGACAAAGUCGGAAACUGCGGAUCGCGAGGCCGCUGAGGUGCCUAACAACACACAAACCGGAGAUUCAGAGGAGCAAGUACCUGAGCACAUGUAUGCAAAUAUCCUUCCUCCUCCCGCGAGAGUCAUCGGGGAGGAGCCGAGAGAAGUCACUGACCCAUCACGAGAGGAAGAAAUGGAAGACGAAAGAGUGCCUUACCGCACGACCACCGCACGCAGGCUAAUGUCGGGUCACAGGCGGUUGACCAAGACGAUAUCCGAAGGGAGUUUUGUCGCCGCCGAUGAAGCCAGCGGGACGGAAAGAGCUCGCCCGCCUUCGAUCAGGAGAAGCCGGACCGAGAGCGAAUUUCUCACCGACCAGCUGGCGGCCGCGGCGACGUCGAGCGCCGAACAUAAGUCCGCCGUGAGCCAGAUCUUCACGCGCGGAGUAUCGGGGAAGGUGAGGAUGAAGAGCCGGAGUGUGGAAAACAUCCGGCUCUCCAGUCUCAGCUGCGUUGAGAUCACCAACCCCAUUGACAGCGCGCCGCUCCCGAAGAGCAGCUCGGCCUGCCGCAUUGUGGGCGUCCUCAAGAAGAAGGACUCGAGGGAGAACGUCCUCGAGCUGAUGUCCCCCUCCAAGGACGAAGAGCACGAGGACGAGGGCGAAGCCGAGCCUCAGGAUAACAGUGAAACCACGAAGGAAAAUGGAAAAGAAGAAAAGGGGGAGGAUCAAACAGAAGUAUUGAGUGAUCUCAGACUUUCAAAUAAUGACAACCCUCCUAUAGAGGAGUCACCUGUCGAGGAAGCCAUACCAAUGUCCUCUGUGGAAAAUAUCGAAACCGAAGUUUUGGAACCGACUGAGGCAGAGGUGAUUCAGCCAGUGGAAGACGUUCCGGAGGAAUUCCUGGGUCAGCAGGAUAACGCUAAAGGUACGAAAAUGUCUGUAAUCAGUAGUGCACCAAUUGACAGUCACAUUUAUGAGAAUGUCCCAGACGUUUUGUUCUGCAGGAGCGGAACAGCAGAGGUUCCGACACAGUUUAUGGACCAUGAGCUAGAACAUACCUCCACACCAAUAGAUCAUUCCAGAAAGCUUGUAGCGAAAGUUGUCCACAUUUACGAGAACCUUCCUCCUCCAGGGGUCUUGCUUGAAACAUCUUUUGGGGAUGUAGGGAACAUGGGGGAAUUCCUACCGUUGCAAGAUGUGUGCGUGUCCAAAGAAAAUACCUACGAAGAGUGUGUUGCUAACGAGCAAAGAGAUUCGGAGCCCAAGUUCAUAGAUCUGAAAACCGCCGAAUCAAGCAUAAUUACUUCGAGAAUCACAGAGUCCAGCACCGGCGAGCCCAAAGUCACAGAACUUAGAUCCGAGGCCAGGGUUCUCGAGACCUUGGAGCCUCCCAUGACCCCUGUGGUGACAGGGAAGCCCCCGAAGCCCUCCUCUGAUGCGGCAUCAGUGCGUCGUCCGACUUACGAGAAAGCCUCGCUCAGGAGGAAGCAGCCCGAGUCGGAGAGUCGUGUCGAGAAGCAGAAAUCCAACUACAUGCGCCAGAAGGGCGUCCGCGUCGGUAUCCUGAAGAAGCAGAAAUCAGACAUAACGGGGGUGAGACUGCAGAAGCUCCACUACUUCGACAGCGAGCUCCCCGGCGAGCGCAGGCGGUCCUACUCCAUCGGGGGAGAUCCCAGGAAGGGCUCCAAGCACGGCAAGGGGGACGCAGACAAGGAACAGGCGUCUCACACGUGCGAGAGUUCCCACGACCUUGAUACUUCGGAGGCGUCGAGGCCUGAGAUGCGUGACUUGGAUAGACGGUGUCAUAGUUCCAUUAGUGCUAGUAGUAAUACUAGUAAGAGUAGCCGCAUAGAUAGAAUUCUUCAGAGUUGCGCACCAUGCAUUUCUAGCAACACGAGCUCGAUGUUAGAUCUGUCUGUUAGGUCGGGAGUCCACACGAUCGGCGAAGAGUCCGGCGAUGAGGACGACGACACGUACAGAGGGCGUGAGGGGAGCGAGGCGUCGGCUCAGCCAGGGACGCCCACCAGGGGCAUCUCGGAAAUCAGUCCUCCACCUCAGAAAGCGGCAGAGCAAGUGGCACCUCCGAGGGACAUGGGGUGA